Oppia nitens is the source of this 718-nucleotide messenger RNA. Its product is annotated as phosducin-like protein 3. NCBI's taxonomy places the organism in Eukaryota, Metazoa, Arthropoda, Arachnida, Sarcoptiformes, Oppiidae. The transcript is spliced from 4 exons. Gene Ontology annotation, cellular component: cytoplasm. The record is from RefSeq and is a predicted model, not a curated record. Gene Ontology annotation, biological process: protein folding. Bases 8 to 661 code for a protein of 217 amino acids.
CUCUAAUAUGAGUCAAUACGAGGACACCGAAUGGACAGAUAUAUUGAAAAAACACGGAAUCAUUAAAGAGGAACCAAAAGUAGACACAAAAGAUGAAGAAACGCCACAAAUAUCAACGUUUGAAAAGAAAUUAAGUGAAAUUCAAACCGAAGACGAUUUGCUUGAAUUGGAUGAAAGCGAUGAAUGUAUACUAAGAGAGUAUCGUUUACGAAGAAUAGCUGAAUUAGAGGCUCAGUCGAUGACACCAAAGUUUGGUGACGUCCGAGAAAUAACAGCCUGUGAUUACGUACAACAGGUCAACAAUGCCGGACAACACAUACCCGUCGUUCUACUUCUUUACCAAUCCGGUAUUCCUGAGUGCACUGUUAUGUUGAGGAUAUUGAAUGAGUUGGCCGUCAAAUACCCGACCACGAAGUUCCUCAAGAGUAUAGCCUCUCUAUGUGUGGCCAAUUUUCCCGAUUCUAGAUUACCGACAAUCUUUCUCUACCAAAAUGGUAUACUUAAGAAACAAUUGAUUGGUUCGCAAACGUUUGGCGGAAAAGAUAACAUUAACAUUAAAACUGUCGAAUGGCUUUUAUCACAAAACGGAUUCAUAAGUUGUUUGGAUAAAGAGUCGCAAGAAAUCGAUAAGAAGUCAAAUAAAUUUUAUGAACAAUACUAAUGAUUAUUAGAAACAAUGCGACAAUAAAUAUAUUAAAAUUAUGAUUAUAUAAUAAUA